AUAAAGUUAGAAGACGUUUUUCAUGAAUACGAUCCACGGAGAAAAGGACAUGUCAGCAAAGAUGACUUCAGGAAAGCUUGCAAGGAAAUUUUUCAAGAACUUCUGACGGAAGAACAGCUGGAUGGAAUUCAGAGUCACUACUGCAGUGAUGACAGACCUGACCAGUGUAACUGGUCAAGCUUCAUGCACGAUGCCGAAUCUGGUUUGUACCAUGCUCGUUUUAGUCCCUGUUCAUCUUUAAACAUCUUUUAGCACAGGUAGCCCAAGCUUGAAAUAUGAGCAUCGGCUGACAUCGGCAUUGUUGCGUAACAUUCUAAAUAUAAGGAUUUGUAUGAAGAAAAAACCUAUCGUUUCUGUCACCUAGGAAAAUGAAAGGAUUUCAAUAAAGAACAGCUUACCUUACAGAAAAUGUGUGUUACGUCUCUCCUGUGUGGUCCAUGGGCCGAUUUAUGGCUUGUACUGUGAACGGUUUCCUCUCUCUAUAGAGAGAAAACCGUUUACAGCACAACCCAUUUAGCGGCCAUAAAUCGGCCCAUGGACCACACAGGAGAGACGUAACACACAUUUAAGACAAGGUAAGCUGUUUUUUAUUGAAAUACUUUCAUAUUCCUAGGUUACAGAGACAAUAGGUUUUUUCCUCAAACAAAUCCCUAUUUUUAGAAUGUUGCGCAACGAUGCCGAUGCUCGCCGAUGCUCAUAUUUCGAGCUUCGGCUACCUGUGCUUUUACCUUUGAAAUAAACUUCUUGAGCUUGUACGUUUUGUUUUACCAAGGUCUCAGGGGAAUUUGUCUUUUCAUAAAUUCAGUGCGUACAUAUGCAAGUAAAUAAGACAAAAUUGGAAAGAACCAGUUUUCUAGAGUAUUAUCACAUGACCUGCAUUGGGAAAACAAAACAUACAAGCUAAAGAGGUCCAUUGUCGCCCAGUGUAGGGUAAUCCAAGAUGGUUUUGGAUUCCGGAAACCACGUCGGGAUUCCAGAUUCCUUCCAAGUAAGACUUGGAUUCCGGAUUUCAAUCGUUAGCGGGAUUUGCGACUGGAUAGUCUGCUGUUUAUUAUCUGCGGUGAUAUAUUUGCCGAAAGCAAAUUAUUUACGUGGACUUUGUUACAGAUAUGGGCAUAAACGCCUCUCUCUUUUAACGCUUCCUAUCUCUCAAACGCCGUAAACACUUCGGCUUUCCCAGCCGGGUCACUCCCAGCUCGGUCGAGAGAGGACAAUCUUACUAUUGUUAAUGUUUUUCUUUAGCAAAUAACUUGCCUCCAGCUUUCCAUUCUUACUUCUUUUAUCAGGUACCACUGCACAGUCUGACGGCGACUUAGAAACUAAAACACCAACUAAAGAAGUGAUAUUGAAAAAGGUGGCUCAGUCUCUGAAAGACAAAGAUGUUAUGGAUCUACUCGCACGUCCUACUUCCCAAGAUGCUAUCAGGUAGUUCAGAUAACCCCUAAAAUCAUACAGAUAUCACUUUCUCCGCGAGAUUAAGUCUAAGGAUAAGCGUAGAAAUCAGUCCAUUCUGAUACCAGUUACCAGAUCUGGGUAGUGCUUCUUAUUGGUCGUGCCGUGUGGGAAGUUUGCUUCAACUGAUCAGAAGCACUACCCAGAUCUGGGUAGUGAAGCGUCAUCAGUAAGGAACUUCUGCACUAUUUCGUGGGGAAAGCGGUAGUGGCGUCGCGAAAUGUCGACUUUUAAGGUAGGGGUUCAUACGUGUAUACCCGUUGAACUUGCCGGCUUGAAUAUUUAAAAAACAUUCAAGCGGACGAAUGCUACUGAGCGAAUAUCACUACAUGCUGCCAAUGGAUCAAACUCAAUUAGUUCCAUCCAUAACCGUGAACAACAUGUAAAAGACAUGAAACGACAACAAUGACUUGAAUUUUUGAUGGACGCACGUGGUAAAAGAACGAUCCAAAAAAAGUCUGCAGAGCUGAAAAAAGAGGCUAUAUUCUUUACGACCUAGGCUGUUUUCCACCUAGAUAGGGUUUUUGACGGGACUAAAAAUUUGGCCUCAUUUGUACCUCACUGAAUAUUUAAGUAAACUUUCCACCUUACAUGCAACUGUCCAUGCACUCUUUGGUGAAGUGAAAGAACAAGACUUGAACACGGAAAUAUUCGAAAUUCUUCUCUAGUACGCGGAAAAUAGGCGAGCUUGUCAAGACAAAGCGGACGGACAAAUCUAUUAUCCACCAAAUUUACCUUGACGUUUUUCAUACAUUUGUACUCUUUCCUUAGCAAUAAAAUUGAUGAUGUGGAAUUUGACGAGGAGCAAUUAUUUCAGCAUAUAAGCGAGGCCAUUGAUCGAGAGGAUAUGAAGGUGAGAAAGACAUUAGCUGAAAUACAGAAAAGCGACGCAAAACAGCAAGAAAGCGUUUUUUAAAUAAAAACCCACUUUUUUAAGGGAGAUAGUUUGCUAUUAACUAUAAUUCUAGAUAAAAGUCCUUGGGAUAGUGAUGCAGUAGUCCUGACUUUCUACAAUUUUUGGGUGUCUUUACAACAACAACAACAACAAAUAUCAGGCCAGCUUUUUAAAAAUAUCUUGCAGUCCGCCCUUUCCCCGUCCUGUACAAAGUUGAAACUCGGGGAAAAUUCGGGAUAUACGCAUUCAUCGUUGUUUGUGGGGUGGGGGAGGGGUUGGGCAUGUGAAAAUAAAAGAGAGCCCCACAAAUGCAAAAGUGUCUUGAGAAUUUGUCCAUGAUUGCACUUUAGGACUGCGUUGACAGAAAGUCGUUUUAUAUCUUUCAUUCGGCAAUGACUCUCCACCUGUCCCUCACGUCGGACCAUUAUCUGUCAGGUGAAUAAAUACAGUGGACAGUGACCAAAUGAUGAUUGCCACUGACUAUACCUCACGUUUUGACAUGAACUAUGUUAUAAUAACUAUUAAUUAUAUAGGUUAUCAUGGAAAUGUACACAGACGACCUGGGAUUUAGACAUCAAGAGUUCUUCCAUGAUUUGAAGGUGAGGUUUUUGUAUAAGGGUUCAUUAUACUUUUACAUGUACCCCUUGAAAUUGCGGACCUUGAUCAGUUCCUUGAUUACCUCAGAAUCUAGUACAAUGGCUUCACUAAUAAAUAAAUUAAUAUGUGCUUAUUUUCAUGCACAUUUGAAGGACUUGCAAUGAGUCAAUCCUCAUAAAUGUCUGCGAUUCGAUGUCGGAUGUGUCUCUAGUCACUAACAGAUUUCGAAUAUAUUUUUUCCUUAAUCAGGAACUGGCAGAUUUUUCUGGAAAAGCUCGCGUAUCUUCAAGGAAAAACCCUGCGUCAACUUCUUCAACAUCUAUAUCUGUUGAUAUUCCUGAACAUCAAUCGCAAUCCUCGUCAAAACCAAGUGCAACUGCCAUCCGGCGAAAUCGAGGGCGGUUUUCCAUUUCAUACGAAGCUUUGGUGUGGAUCGUAUUCUUGGUUCUGACAACACUAUGUGUCGUUGACCACUUCGUUCUCCAAGGUGAUGCGGUUCUAAAAAGAGGAGGAAAGCUUCCCAAACGCAUCUGGGGGACCAACUUGGGCGAGACGAUCACCAAUGUGGUUUGGGCUGUUACAGCACGUCUCAUCAUCACAUCCCAGAAUCUCAUGUUCUACACGAUGCUAUGGUGCUUUCCAAAUUUUAUCGCCGAAACCUGUCCAGGGUGGCUAACUGUCGAAGGCAUUCGUGAAGUUCACGUGAGAAUUCACAGAUUAGCUGGUAUCUUUCUGAUCGCCAUUCCUUCGCUUGCCCACGUUCUGGUGAUCUUUGUUCCUCCCCUCAUAGACGGAACAGCACUCAAAUAUUACCCACCGAGUAACUUCAACUACAGUUCCUCUCUAGGGCAUUUGAAUUGGUCCAAGAUCUGGGACCCUGCAGCCGUCCAAGGCUGGACGUUCAACGAUCACACCGGAGUUCACCUAACCUCUGACGAGAUCUACCGAUUUGUGCUCAUGAUCGUGUUGUUUUGCUUACUCUUUCCCCUGAGCAGAUCAAAUUAUCUCAACCAUCGAAGUUACUCUUUGGCCAUGACAUUGCACGCAUUUGCUGGGAUCUGGUACGCCAUUGACAACAUUCGGAAGAUCACUCACGGACUGGCACAUGUCUUCAAUCUACCCAUCCUCAUCAUUUGGUGUGUAGACCGAAUUCUUUCCAUUUUCCUGUAUCGAUAUCACCGGGGUCACAUUGUGCGGAAAGAAGUUCUUGGAAACAACGAGUAUGUUGUCCUCUAUGUGAAACUUGCUAAAAACGUGAAAAUCGCUGUUGGCGAUGUCUAUUAUCUUCACCAUCAAGUUAGGGACAACACCGAAAUUUUGCCUCAGAGAUCACAUCCUUUCACAACGUUUGGAAAUUUGUCGCAAGAUUCUACCUGGGACAUUGGUUUUGUAAUGUCGAUAAUUGAUGAUGACAAGCAAUUGUGCCUCCCUUGGACAAAUUGGCUGGCAGAGGUUGAGAAAACGUCUCUUCUGCACGUGUGGGGACCUUAUCGUUCGUCUGUUGCGAAGCUGUACCAUCAACUUGUUAGAGAGUCAGAAGAUAUGGAGCGCCCUUCACACUAUCUUCUGUUCGCAACAGGCUCCGGAUGUGGUUAUCUCUUGGAUAUCUUGAGCUUUCUGGCCCACACAGCACCAUCGCAAAGAAGGUCACCAAGCCAUAAACAAAUUGCGAUUGACAUCUUCUACUCGGUCCGAAGCAAGGCAUUUUAUAACUUUUUUCGUAAACCCAUUGAAGAGCUACUGAAGAAGAUAAAAAACAAGAAUGCUGCAACGGUCACCUUCCAAUUUCACGUCUCUAGUUCGCGAGAGGAACUCAACGAAGCCGAUGAAAGUCCAGCUGCAGAAACCCAUACCCGACUCAUAAAUGGUCGAAUGGACUUCGAGAAAAUUCUGAAGUCGGCUCACAAAAAGUCUCGUUGCUAUUUUGUGGGACGGCCAGCCAUUGCCGAACAAUUGGAAGAGAUAUGCAAGCGGAAAGGAAUAAAAUUGACAAAGGAUUACACAAAUGGAAGAGAAGACCAAAAAGAUCGCCCCUUGUUAAUCAAAUACUUUAAGAUAGGUUUUUGGGUUGUCCUUUCCGUUAUAACAGUUUGCGUUGUGGUUGGUCUUGUAGCUGAUGUCAGAAGCAUCAAAAAAUCUCUUCAAGGCCAUGGUUUUAAUGGGACCAGUUUGGUUAGCGCUUUUUAA
This is a messenger RNA of Porites evermanni, 5131 nucleotides long. The record is from the annotation of a GenBank genome assembly. Lineage: Eukaryota; Metazoa; Cnidaria; Anthozoa; Scleractinia; Poritidae.